Molecule: messenger RNA, 5224 nt
Organism: Bacillus rossius redtenbacheri
Lineage: Eukaryota; Metazoa; Arthropoda; Insecta; Phasmatodea; Bacillidae
Exons: 2
Coding region: 452-1585 (377 amino acids)
Molecular function (GO): nucleic acid binding; zinc ion binding
Source: RefSeq, a predicted model, not a curated record
AGGUUACUCUUAUUUUUUUCUCAGUAUCCUGAUUUUCUAUUCUUGUAUAAGAAUACACCUACUAAGAUUCAAUCCUCAGUGAGAUGCUCUAUGGCUAGUUAAUGUUUUGAGUUUCUUAUGUUCAGAGCUACAUUUUUGAAGAAUUGAACCCCCCCCCUCUGAAAGUGAGACGUGACAAAUGGUGGAGAUCGCCGGUUAGUAGGUAUAAAGAAUGUUGGGAUACUGAAAAAUAAAUUAAGAUAGGAGUGUUAGGUGUGGUCUAACAUUUUGAUUUAUUUUAGUGAAGAAGAAGAGCAUGCAGUGCAGCUGGUGUAUUAAGAUUGAUGUGUUUAUAGGAUUAAUUGUGUAAUGAUAAUAAAAUUUAUUUUAGGUUAUUUCAGGAAACCAGUGGGAGACCAGGGAUGGCUGUAUUUGUCUAACAAUAAUUAAUUUAAGGUGAAAUGUGAAAUGUAUGCUUAAGUUAAGGACUAAUGAAAAUAAUUUAAGGUGGAGUCUAUUAGGGAUGGCUAGUAAAUACACAAUUGAAAUAUUGGAUGACAAAGUAAAAAACCCUGAGAACAGUGAUAGUAGUUCUUCGUCAGAUGAUGAAUCAUUGAAAGUGUUAAAAGAUAAAUUAAGCGACAUAAAACCAGAAUUGAAAGAUCAGAAUUUAAACAUGGAGACAGGCAGGUGUUUUGUGGACCCGGGAUAUUUUUUUGGAAAGAGAUGUGAGGAGGUUGAGGAAUUUUUAAAACAGUUUCGCAGAGCAGCCAAGGUAAAUGGGUGGAAUGAGCAAAAAUGUUUGUCAUACUUGCCUACAUUUUUGAGAGGGCCUGCUUUAAAAUGGUAUGACAGCUGUGAGAGCACAUUGGAGAAUUUAACUACAUUUGAGGAAUUAGCAAAUAAAUUAAGGGAUGCGUUUGUGAGAGUGGGUCACAUAGAGGACUUAGAGUUAAGAUUGCAGGCGCGAGUACAAGCAGUAGAUGAACCUUUCGAGUCAUUUGUGUACGACAUAUUGAAUCUUUGUAACCGACUUGAUGCUAAGAUGAAUGAAGCUAGUAAGGUUAGAUAUGUAUUGCGUGGGUUAAGGCCAGACAUUGUAGAGAAAGUUAUGCUUUUCCCAAACAAUACUGUGGAACAGUUACUAGGUAAUUUGAGGAAUAUUGAGGCAGGUCUGUAUUACGCUAAAAAUCAUGAGAGGACACAGUGGGUAAAUUCGAAACAGGAACAAGUACCUAUCAGAAAUCUUAAAGAAAUUCAAACACCAGAAAGAGAAUUGUCAUCUAUCAACACGAGAAUUGAGGACAGUUUGAUAGAGUUUAAUAAACAAUUAAAACAAUUACGCGGGGAACUGGAUACCAUGAGAUUACAGGCACAACCAAAGUCACAGUUUAGAACUCAGGGAGGAAAUUACAAAAAUAACAGUACACUAACACAAUACCAUCGAAAUCAGAACAACAAUUUUUUCAGGCAGACCCCAAGUAAUUCAUUUCCAAAAAUAACUGACAGACCACAGUGGACCUCAGAUGGUAGGCCGAUUUGUUUAAAAUGCAAACGACCAGGUCACUUGAUACGAGAUUGCAAAACGUCACAACAGGGAAACUAAAUAGGGCGAGAGUCGGUCGGGGUGACAACUCGUCCCUUGUUAACCAAAUGUCUCUUUUACAAAAUGACGGUAUUUUAAGUCAGAAGACAAAAAUGUUCGGAAAAGAAAUCCCCGUUUUUAUCGAUACAGGAGCUGCGGUAUCACUAAUUGAGGAUAGAUUAGUACCGAAAAGUUGUUGGAAAUCCGCAGAACCAAGAGGUUUUACAGGAGUCUCAGGAAGAGUUCAGAAACUUAAUAAGAUGGCCAAAUUAAGAUUUAAAUUAGGACAUUGAUAGUUUUCGUCAAUCGAAGAGAAUGACUUUUGAGGCGGACUUGUUAAGGGCAAUUUCGAAAGGAGUGCUGUGGUGCAGCUCCAUCCAGAACUCUUGUCCCUUCUCGAGUUGAGAGAAGGCGCGUCGUUAAGGGUCAGCCAGAUACCACGUGGGCCAGUUGGGAGAAGAGGACCUGCUUCUACCCAUUGCUGCGGGCUGGUGCCCGUAUCGUCGAAUCGUGUGGUGAUGCACGAUUACCAGGAGUAUCAGCGGUUUGGGAGUGGCCAUGUCCAAGGACAGUGAUUACGCAUCGCGAUAGGGUGUGGCCCCCCAAACAACAAAUUUAUCGAGAAGACUAGAAUUAUCCAUCGUUUGAAACUACUGACCUGACGUUCAAAACAAAGUGUAUAGCAAGACAAGGCCAGUGUAGUUAUAAACUUUCAACCUACACGUGGACACAGUCAAGUUUUUGUUGUAAAUUUUCCUAUUAGGUACCUUACCUUAUCCUUCCUCUACGAAAUGUGGGGGGUAGGCUUUUCUUCAAGAUGUUGAAUAUUGCAGAUGAGUUACGAGUUUAGUUUUUGAAUAGUUACUUGUUUUAAGAAUCUUUAAAAGUUAUUUUUGUGUUGAUACCUGGUAUGACCCUCCUUGGUUAGUUGUGUUGAUCUAUGUUGAUCUCAUGAAUACUUCUUGAUAAACACAUGAAAAUACGUCAUUAACUUAUGUAAGAUAAUUUAAUUGUUUGAUUUGUUCACUAUUAUUUUGAUGUUUGAGAGUUUUUUUUUUAGUUGUUUGUAAUUGUAUGACUCCUGAUGCUGCUCAUGUAUUUUGUGUAGGAAUGGUGUCGUGUACCGUGGAUGACGAGCAGUUGGGAUGAACGACGUCGGGAUGGACCGGCUGGGAGAGGCAGAAGUUGGAGUGGGGUGUGAUUCUGCAGCUCACAGUUCCGCUGGCUGUUCCUGUCUCUGCCCUGAGUUGGUGCAUCUCUUCGCCGUAUCCCUCCUGGCUGCUUGCUGUCCCAAGCAGUGCUAACAUGUGAAAUUUUGUAAAACACACUUGUCCUCCGAGAGGAAAUUGUCAAUAAGUGCUAGUAGAACUUAGAGUUGGUAUUUAUACCUAAACAACCACCACUGUAAUCACUAAUUUAAAUUUGUAACUGGAUCACAUAGAAAUGAUAGGGACAAUUGGUUUUUUUUUUUGAAGCAAACUUAAAUAUUCCCCAAGCAUUGUUGUAAGCUUGUGGGGCACAAGCUCCUGCCGCCCGGGGUGAUGUCGCGUAGCUCAAAAUUAUCAUUAAUUUAUUUAAUUAGUUUAUUUGUUGAAAAUACAAUUUUAAAUUCUUUUCGCUAGUUCGGGACUUGGUUUCCCUCACGCUAAGAUGGGGUAACACCUUUGUUGGAUUUGGGUUUUCGGGGGGGCUGGAAGAGUGCGAGUCUUGCACGUCUUUGUCUGGGAACGCAGGCGUGACCGCGUUUCAGCCAGGCCAGCUGACACGUUGUUUGCUGCAGUUCCAGAGAAACGCGGCGCAGACUUGUUUGUCGUUUUUUUUUGAGGCCAGCUGAGAGCGCAGAUUGUGCGCAGUCGCCGUGCGCAGGCGAGUGUCGCAAUCUAGCGGCCGGUUUUCUGACUACGUGGGCAACCUGGCGCGGCCGACCGCGCGGCCGGCUUGUUGUAAUAACUUUACGUGUUUGUAAAACACAGGAAAACUUCCCGUCAGGAUGUUUUCCCCGUAGGGGUUUUGCGGCCAAGAAAAUAGCUUAAAAGAGAUGUAAAAUGUUUUCGCGGGGCGGUAAUCCUGUGGAAGGCUGUCAUGCUGCCCGGCCGCGCGGCGACUUGGUAAUGGUUAGGAAUGGUGUCGUGUACCGUGGAUGACGAGCAGUUGGGAUGAACGACGUCGGGAUGGACCGGCUGGGAGAGGCAGAAGUUGGAGUGGGGUGUGAUUCUGCAGCUCACAGUUCCGCUGGCUGUUCCUGUCUCUGCCCUGAGUUGGUGCAUCUCUUCGCCGUAUCCCUCCUGGCUGCUUGCUGUCCCAAGCAGUGCUAACAUGUGAAAUUUUGUAAAACACACUUGUCCUCCGAGAGGAAAUUGUCAAUAAGUGCUAGUAGAACUUAGAGUUGGUAUUUAUACCUAAACAACCACCACUGUAAUCACUAAUUUAAAUUUGUAACUGGAUCACAUAGAAAUGAUAGGGACAAUUGGUUUUUUUUUUUGAAGCAAACUUAAAUAUUCCCCAAGCAUUGUUGUAAGCUUGUGGGGCACAAGCUCCUGCCGCCCGGGGUGAUGUCGCGUAGCUCAAAAUUAUCAUUAAUUUAUUUAAUUAGUUUAUUUGUUGAAAAUACAAUUUUAAAUUCUUUUCGCUAGUUCGGGACUUGGUUUCCCUCACGCUAAGAUGGGGUAACACCUUUGUUGGAUUUGGGUUUUCGGGGGGGCUGGAAGAGUGCGAGUCUUGCACGUCUUUGUCUGGGAACGCAGGCGUGACCGCGUUUCAGCCAGGCCAGCUGACACGUUGUUUGCUGCAGUUCCAGAGAAACGCGGCGCAGACUUGUUUGUCGUUUUUUUUUGAGGCCAGCUGAGAGCGCAGAUUGUGCGCAGUCGCCGUGCGCAGGCGAGUGUCGCAAUCUAGCGGCCGGUUUUCUGACUACGUGGGCAACCUGGCGCGGCCGACCGCGCGGCCGGCUUGUUGUAAUAACUUUACGUGUUUGUAAAACACAGGAAAACUUCCCGUCAGGAUGUUUUCCCCGUAGGGGUUUUGCGGCCAAGAAAAUAGCUUAAAAGAGAUGUAAAAUGUUUUCGCGGGGCGGUAAUCCUGUGGAAGGCUGUCAUGCUGCCCGGCCGCGCGGCGACUUGGUAAUGGUUAGGUGAGUGCUAUCGGAAAUGGCGCCUGAGUGAUGCCGGACUCUUAGCCUUCAGUGUUUCUUCGUAGUUAACUUUAAAAAUUCUCGUUUGGUGUAUUAUUUGCUCUUAUAAAUAAUUUGUUCUUAGAAACUUAGUGGUUUUAACGUGUAAUACGUUGAGCACUACCGUUCCCUUUUUAUUUUCAAGUAUAACUCGGUAAUUUGUUUGCAUCACGAUCCUUGUCUUUUCAUGUAAAUGAUGACGUUAUAAACUUAAACUAAAUAAUUUCUAAAAUCCGUUUCAAGGUAGUGGAUGUUCUUAAUAAAUUUUAAAAAUGAAGUUGUGGAAGAGCUAAUGAAGCUUGGUAUCACUGGGUGGCCUGGAGGAAAUUAUUACGAUUAUGUUAAUGUGUUAGUACUACUAAGAAAAUCUUAUAUAUGGUUUAUUGUUUUUCUGUCGAAAUAUCUAUAAGGCUGGUAGCGGACAUGGAAGGUGCCUCAUUAUUUGUCAGCUUUAUUUAAUUGUUAUAAAUAAAUGUGAUUGUUCUAUUGUU